Molecule: messenger RNA, 816 nt
Organism: Arctia plantaginis
Lineage: Eukaryota; Metazoa; Arthropoda; Insecta; Lepidoptera; Erebidae
Source: the annotation of a GenBank genome assembly
AUGGGAGAAAUUGGCGCUAAGCUUGGCCUCGACGAGUUGACGGGUGGCGCGGUUGGCAUCAGUCGGGCACUCCUAGCAGAAUUCAUUGGUAAUCUAUUACUGAAUCUCUUCGGUUGCGGUGCGUGCGUCAACAUCUCUCAAGGAGCGAACGCUGCUCCGAACAUCGUGCUCAUCGCAUUAGCCUUCGGACUCGCUGUAUACGCGGCUGUUUCUGCGAUAGGUCACAUAUCAGGUGGUCACAUCAAUCCCGCCGUGACUCUUGGACUUGCAUCAACCGGAAAGGUUAAACCAGUGAGAGCAGUUCUCUACAUAAUCGCCCAGUGUGCAGGAGCUGCAGCCGGUUCCGGCCUGCUAAAAGCUCUAACUCCUGAACGCGCUGCUGGAAAACUCGGUGUUACUGGGUUAGGCACUGACGUUACACCACUUCAAGGUUUCGGUAUCGAGUUCUUCCUUGGAUUUGUGCUGAUCUUCGUAGUUUGUGGGGUAUGUGAUGGCAACAAACCAGACCACAAAUCAACCGCUCCUUUGGCGAUCGGCCUCACAGUGACUUUGGGCCACUUACUUGCCGUGGAUUACACCGGCUCUGCUAUGAACCCUGCCCGCUCCUUCGGCUCAGCGCUUGUAGCUAAUGAAUGGGCUGAUCACUGGGUUUAUUGGGCGGGUCCUAUCGCUGGUGGUGUUGCAGCUGCUCUCCUGUACGUGCACGGCUUCUCUGCGCCUCCCGUCGAAACCAUCACCCCUCCUAGGUACCGUGCGGUAGCCGGAGAUGAGAAAGAGCUGAAGCGGUUGAACGGGAAUCAGGACGAGAUGGCUUGA